Aspergillus lentulus is the source of this 1056-nucleotide messenger RNA. Lineage: Eukaryota; Fungi; Ascomycota; Eurotiomycetes; Eurotiales; Aspergillaceae. The record is from RefSeq and is a predicted model, not a curated record.
AUGUCACUCCGCCAUAUAUUCCGGCGAGCGGUCCGAUCGCAGCCCUCGUACACUGCAACGAGGAGCUACGCCAACCAGACACCGGGCAAUCCAGUAAUUGAUGUGUUCAACCGAAAAGUCAAGCAUCUUCAGAGAGAUCGCGCAGCCCGGAAUGUAGAGGAGAGCAGAAAAACGGACUACAUCAAGGAUGAGGUGGCUACACGGUUGUGUGAACGGCUACUGGACAUUAAACGAGAUUUCCCCCACGUCCUUGACCUAGGCGCCAACAGCUGCAACAUCGCUCGCGCUCUGACAACACCAAACCCGGACCCCAGCACCGAGACAUCGCCGCCUCUAGCGGACAAGAUCUCCAAACUCACCUGCAUCGACACGUCCCACGCCCUACUCUACCGGGACGCAGACGAGCCCUUCAACAAGGGGAUCAAUCUCGAGCGGCAGGUCGUCCCAGACCUCGAGACCCUGCCAUUCGAACCCAACACCUUCGACGCCGUCCUGUCCUCCCUUUCCAUCCACUGGAUUAACGACCUUCCCUCUCUGCUGGCACAGGUGAACAGCAUCCUUAAGCCAGACUGCCCCUUCAUCGCAGCCAUGUUCGGCGGCGACACACUAUUCGAGCUCCGUACGUCGCUGCAGCUGGCGGACCUCGAGCGGCGGGGUGGCGUCAGCCCGCAUGUGUCCCCUCUGGCGGAUGUCCGGGACGUCGGCGGGCUGCUGAACAAGGCCGGAUUCAAGAUGUUGACAGUGGACGUCGAGGAUAUCGUGGUUGAGUUCCCGGACACAUUUGCGCUCAUGCAGGAUCUUCAGGCGAUGGGGGAGAAUAAUGCCAUUUUGCAUCGCGAGUUGGGCCCUAUCUCGCGCGAUGUGCUCUUGGCCAACGAGGCGAUCUACCGGGAGCUGCAUAAGGAGGAGGGGUCGAGGGGUAUCCCCGCCACAUUCCGGCUGAUAUACAUGAUCGGAUGGAAGGAAGGGGAGGGCCAGGCGCAGCCACUGCAAAGAGGCAGCGGGCAGGUUAACUUGAAGGAUAUCCUCGGAGGCGGUUCCUUCGAUCGGCCAUAA